AUGCUCUUCCGUGGUAUCCUAGCGUUCUUUUCUCGCUCUGUCGAUGAUUCCAUUCGUGAGGAAUUCGUCCGUCAUGGUGGCUCCGUUGUUCAACCCAACUCCAAAUCCGAUUUCAUGCACGUCAAUGUUUGCUUUUGCGUGGGUAAAGGCGACCCCAUGCUCUCAAAACUGCUAUCUAUGUCUCUCAUUGUUCGCCACUCAUCGUGGAUUUCUAAAUGUCUCGUUGAACAAUUUCCUGUCCCGAUUUCUGACUAUGUUCUCGAUGACCAGUAUGUUGACAUUCUUCCUCAAACCACCCUCAAACGCCCUCUCGAAUCUCCCGCCGAUGUCUCUUAUUCUGAAGUAAUCAACCAUCGACCACUCAAAAGAGCUCGUCUAGCACCUGUCCAUUCAAUGCAAUCGCCAAUUUCUCUUCCGAUCCCAAUUUCUCCUCGGCCAAAUCGACUAUUUUCUUCCGACCAUGCUGUCGUUGACUUGACCAAGUUCAAAUCCACCGCGAUUUCCGGAAAACUGAACCAGAACCUUCUUCCUGCUGUCAAGCGUCCCGUUCCGCCAAAAGUUGGCUUUCUUCGCAUCUCUAUCCGACAAUUGUGUCUUGGUCCGCAUCCUGUCACAUGCCCCUUCGAGCUCGGGAACUGCUUUGAAGAUAAAGCCUUCCAUGGCGCGAAAAUCGCAAUUCCUAAGAAUUCUACUACAAUGAUGGAUCAAACUCUUAGCAAGGAAGGUAUACACUCCGCGAAAAUUGAAGCGUAG
Mycena indigotica is the source of this 753-nucleotide messenger RNA. RefSeq names its product BRCT domain-containing protein. The coding region runs from base 1 to 753 and encodes 250 amino acids. The transcript has 5 exons. The record is from RefSeq and is a predicted model, not a curated record. NCBI's taxonomy places the organism in Eukaryota, Fungi, Basidiomycota, Agaricomycetes, Agaricales, Mycenaceae.